GUAGGCAUCACAACGUGCGUUUCGUCUUCUCUGCAUGUUCUAGUAAAUUUUCUGUUGCAUCAGCUUCUGUGAAAAAAUAUGAGCAAUGUAUGAUUUAAUUCGUUACCGUAUCUUCUAAAAAUCAAAUAUUUGAAGAUGAUCAGACAAGGAGGUUUCUUUGCAAGGCGCAUACUUUUUUCUUCAUUACGCAAUGGAUGUUUUGAAUCUGUGUCUUGUUAUGGAUAUAUGUCAAACUGCCAGUCUGUUACAAGGUUUUCAACAGAAGUAACAAAAUACAGACAGUGGAGUUUACCACGGAAACUCCAGCUCUAUCAGCCAUUCAAAACAUUAAGCCAAUCCACAGAGAAUGCAACCAAAGCAACAGCGGUUGAGACAGAAAAGCUGUCGGUGUUUAAGCGAUUUAAACAGACAUACAAGGAGCAUGGUAAGGUGUUGGUUGGAGUUCAUCUCGUCACGUCACUGGUUUGGUAUGGCUCCUUCUACCUGAUUUUGUCAAGUGGUUUUGACUUGCCUGGCUUCUUAGAAAAAGUAGACUGGAAUGCAAGAGUUGUGAAACCAUUAAACUUCAUUGGCAUAGAGGUCAGUUUAGAGAGAAUAGAGAAAUUUGUUCAAGUCAUGAAAACUUCUGGCAGCUAUGCAGGGGCGUAUCUUAUGUACAAAAUCGCCACCCCUGCCAGGUAUACAGUAACACUCGGGGGAACAAACAUGGCCAUAAAAUAUUUACGGAAGUCUGGGAAGAUUCCACCUGUGAAGGAAGCGGAUAAACUGGGUCACCUGAUGAAGGAGUCCAAAGUGGAGCUAGAGGCCAGAAUGAAGAGUAGCGUGGCCCAGGGAAGGAAGAGGUACGACUCCAUGAAGGCCAAGAGACUAGGAAAUAAAAAACAGGGACAGUUAUUGAUGAAAGCUCAGGAGUUCUACAAGAAAAGAAAUGGAUCACGAAACGGGACAAUGAAGACGCAAGACAAGUGGCUGACUAAAGCACGGGAGUUUUAUAAAAAUAGAAAAAAACGGAAGUCAAGACCCUCAUAAACAAACCUGUCAAGUGUGUUAUAUAUGUAGCCUCAAAAAAUCUCAAAGCUAAUUCUGAAACAUUUAAAAAUGAUAAAAGGCAUAUUGUUUUUAAUCCUCAUUAAGAUCAUCAUAAUUAUGAAGAUUUAGUCUAUUAUUGUUCAUUGGUGAAUAUUCCAAGGUGAUUUUCUGAGUGUACUUGGACUAUGAUUUGCCUUGACUAUCAUUUUUCAUCCACUUCUGUGCAAUGAUUGCUGUCAUUUUCAAUUUGCCAUUAUUUAAUACAAUUUGUUAAAAUAAUUUUUAUUGCAACUAAGUCUGAUUGAAAACUAAAUAUGUUUUAAGUUUUACAUGUUAUGCAUAUUUUAUUAAUGACAUUGUAUCAGAUAAUUAUGUGGCAAUGUAUAUAUACCGGUACUUCUGAAUGAAUUACAGUAGAGUGUAGAAGCUCUACAUUACUUCAAUGUACACUGUAUAAUUAAAUCAAUUAAAAUAAUCUGCUACUGUUAAACAGUAACUUAAAAUAUUAUAUGAUGAACUUUUUAAUCUAUAUACAUAUUAAAUAUGUAUAAUUGUGUUUUAAACAAAUGUUUUAUCAUUGCUUGAAGA
This is a messenger RNA of Saccostrea cuccullata (small rock oyster), 1617 nucleotides long. RefSeq names its product protein FAM210A-like. The transcript has 3 exons. The coding region runs from base 136 to 1029 and encodes 297 amino acids. Lineage: Eukaryota; Metazoa; Mollusca; Bivalvia; Ostreida; Ostreidae. Gene Ontology annotation, cellular component: mitochondrion. The record is from RefSeq and is a predicted model, not a curated record.